CUUGUGUCAGGAGUGAGAGGCCCGACGAUGUCUCUGGUGAGAAUAGUUGACUUGAGCUACGUCGUUGUGCCGGCCGAGGCCGAGCUGCCGCCGGAAGCUAUCAAGCUGAACGCCAUGGAAGCCCAGUGGGUGGUGCUUCCGCUGCUGCAGUACCUCAUGCUCUUCGAGGGCAGCCAGCUGCCACCCUUCGACAUGGUCCUCCGCUCCCUCCGGUCCUCCCUCGCGGCUACCCUGGCAACCUAUGCCCCGCUCGCCGGCAAGCUCGUCCAUCUCGCGGGCACCGGCGACGUCGCCAUACGCUGCUCAGCCUCGGACGGCGUCAAGUUUGUCGUCGCGGAGUCUAGCGCCGACGUCCGCCGCCUCGCCGGCGAUGAUGAGCACGACCUGCACGCGUUCGAACGGCUCGUGCCGGAGGUCGAGAUGAGUGAACUGCCGGCGUCGCUGCUGGCCGUGCAGGCCACGCGUCUCGAGGGGGGCGGGUUCGCUCUCGGGGUAACCGCGCACCACGGCGUCGCCGAUGGCCGGUCGGUGAUGAGGUUCGUCGAGGCAUGGGCAGCGGCGUGCCGGGGCGAGCGGGACACGCCACCUCCGGCACCGUCCUUCGACCGCUCGCGUGUCAAGCUCCCUAACGGCGACGAGCUGGCCCGGGGACUUCUCAGAAGGUGCGCGCCAAAUUUGCCUGUGGUAGCCUUGUUGUUGCAAGAUGGUCGCCGCCUUGGGUUUUGUCGUCGGACGUUCACAUUGGACGUGCACCAAAUUGAACGGCUGAAGCAGCACAUCGUCGCCUUGGCGAAGCCCAGGGGCCAUGGCGGCGCGCCCCUGUGUUGCCCACCGUCCAGCUUCGCCGCCGUCCCCGCGCUGGCCUGGACGUGCUUCGUUCGCUGUAAGCUCUUGGCGGGGGAAGAGGACGUGUUCCUCCUCUUCGCUGCCGACGUCCGGGACCGCUUGGACCCACCCGCCGGCUCGGAGUACUUCGGCGCGUGCCUCUCCGCGUGCGUCGCGAGGGUGCCAGCGCGGGAGCUCCUUGCCGAACGAGCCCUGGCGGCGGCCGCCGCCGCGGUCCAGGGCGCGGUGCCCGAGAUGGCGGAGGACCCCGCCGCCGGGUGGGACUUCAUCAACCUCCACCGCGUGGUGUCCAGGGACCGGCUGAUGAACGUGUCGUGGUCGUCGAGAUUCAGGGCCUACGAAGUUGCGGACUUCGGGUGGGGGAGGCCGCGGCGGGCGGAGCCGGUGACGAGGAACCGCGACGGCCAAAUGGCGCUGCUCGGCGCCAGGGACGGCAACGGAGUGCAGGUGUCGCUGUCCUUGCUCCAAAAGGCGCACAUGGACGCGUUCAUGUCGGAGUUCUUCAAACUCCUCGCCGUUCACUAUCAUUUACCCAAUGCAUACUUGCACCGACCCAGCUCGACAUUGAGCUUCCUAUUGUCUGCUUGCUUCUCCUCCAUGUCUCCGGUGAGAAUCGUCGACGUCAGCUGCGUUGCCGUGCCGGCAAAGGCUGCACUGCCACCGGAAGCCAAACUCAACGCCAUGGAAGCCCAGUGGCUGGUGCUUCCACAGCUGCAGUACAUCCUGUUCUUCGAGGGCGACCACCAGCAGCCGCCCUUCGACACCGUUGUCCAGUCCCUCCGGUCCUCCCUUGCGGCGACGCUGGCCACCUUCGCCCCGCUCGCCGGUAAGCUCGUCCACCUCGCGGAGACCGGCGACGUCGCCAUCCGCUGCUCCGCCUCCGACGAGGGCGUCAGGUUCGGCGUCGCGGAGUCCGACGCCGACGUCCGCCGCCUCGCCGACGAGGAGGAGCACGACGUGCAAACGUUCGAGCGGCUCGUUCCGGAGCUCGACAUGACCUUGCUGCCCGCUCCCGUGCUGGCCGUGCAGGCCACGCGUCUCGAGGGAGGCGGGGUGGCCCUCGGGGUCACCGUGCACCACGCCGUCGCCGACGGGCAGUCGCUGAGGAGGUGGAGGUUCGUGGAGGCGUGGGCGGCGGCGUGCUGUGGAGACACGCCGCCCGAGCCGCCACCAUGCUUCGACCGCUCGCGUGUCAGGCUGCCCGGCGGCGAGGAGCUUGCCCGUAGCGUCCUGAGGAAGUACACGCCGGACUUGCCCGUGGUACGUUCCUUCCAGCCGUACGCCGCGGACGAGGACGCGUUCCUCUUCUUCUUCGCCGACGUCCGCGACCGCCUCGACCCUCCCGCUGGCGCGGGGUACUUCGGUGCGUGCCUCAGCGGGUGCCUCGUCGCGGCGCUGCCGGCGCGGGAUCUCCACGGCGAGCGCGCGCUGGCGGCCGCGGCGUCGGCGGCGCAGGGCACAAUCGGCGAGAUGGUGGCGGACCCGGCCGGCGGGUGGGAGUUCCUGAGGAUCCCCGACGCCGUGCCCAUGGAGCGGCUCAUGAACGUGCCGGGGUCGUCGGGGUUCAGGGCGUACGAGGCCGGCGACUUUGGGUGGGGGAUGCCGAGGCGGGUGGCGCUGGUGAGGAUGAACCAGGACGGGCAGGUGGAGCUGGUCCGCGCCAGGGACGGCGCCGGGGUGCAGGUGUCGGUUUCCAUGCUCCAGCGGGAGCACGUCGACGCGUUCAAGUCGCUGUUCCUCGACCUCCUCGAAUGA
This is a messenger RNA of Setaria italica (foxtail millet), 2601 nucleotides long. RefSeq names its product anthocyanin 5-aromatic acyltransferase-like. The record is from RefSeq and is a predicted model, not a curated record. Lineage: Eukaryota; Viridiplantae; Streptophyta; Magnoliopsida; Poales; Poaceae.